Molecule: messenger RNA, 237 nt
Organism: Didymodactylos carnosus
Lineage: Eukaryota; Metazoa; Rotifera; Eurotatoria; Philodinida; Philodinidae
Source: the annotation of a GenBank genome assembly
AUGGGUAAAAUUUCUGUUAUUAUUGUAGCUGUUGCUAUCGCUGUAUUUAUCGUUACUACUAUUGAUGCGACGACACUGAAGGACGAUUGUUUAAGUGUUUGUCAAGAUGGUGCUAAAGAUAUGGGCGGAUUUUGUCCGAAAUUAAAAGCAGUUUUACGUGAAGCAUGUAAGUUAAUUGCACAUGGUCCUCAACUUACUAGUGCGUUGUGUACAGACUUUUGCAAUACGAAACUUUAA